Molecule: messenger RNA, 1242 nt
Organism: Solanum dulcamara
Lineage: Eukaryota; Viridiplantae; Streptophyta; Magnoliopsida; Solanales; Solanaceae
Product: nucleotide pyrophosphatase/phosphodiesterase-like
Exons: 3
Coding region: 648-1229 (193 amino acids)
Molecular function (GO): hydrolase activity
Source: RefSeq, a predicted model, not a curated record
AGUCAUGAUGCGAUUAACUUAUGACUUUCUUCUCCUAGAUGACUGUUACUAGGACAAGUGGUUACAACAUUGAUGAGGAUGUUCCAUUUGUCGAAUGGGGCUGGAAGGGCCAAGCGCAACAACGUUCCCCUGCAGGGACACUGACAUUUCAUCGAAACAGCAUGUGCGGUAUGAUCACUUCUAUUUUGAUCAGUGAAACAAUUUUAUGCUACUGUCAUAUGUUUGCACACAAUGCUCUUUUUGGGUGGCGGUGGGGGCUCAUAGGCAGAGAACUAGGGAACAGAGGUGUAUUGGUUUUGCAUUCAUACUGAAAAAUGUUAUGGACGCGUUUGUAGGAUCUCCUGCUAGAACUGUGGGUUGGCGUGAUCCUGGAUUCAUACAUAUAAGUUUCCUGAAGGAUUUGUGGCCAAAUGUGGUGUAAGUUUUUCUGGUGGUCUAUUUUUGUUACUUCCAUUGACAUGUACACCCGUUUUUGAGCUCUUAUUUGUGAACUUGCAGAUACACAUACAAGUUGGGUCACUUGUUACACGAUAGUUCAGUUGUUAUGAGCAAGCAAUAUUCAUUUAAAUCUCCUCCAUUUCCAGGACAAGAGUCACUCUUUUCUUCUAACACAAUACAAGUACUUCUAACUUUUUUCUUAAUUCUUUAUGUUGUUUCAGCAAGAGCGCGAUGGUUCAAAUGAAUAUGCUGAUUAUCAGCCAGGUUCACUUAUGACAACUGACACUCUUAUUAAGGACCUUGAUAACAUUGACGCGGUUUUCCUUAUUGGAGAUCUCCCCUAUGCAAAUGGAUAUAUCUCAAAAUGGGAUCACUUUACAGCGCAAGUAGAACCAAUAACAUCGAGAGUACCUUUCAUGAUUGCAAGUGGUAAUCAUGAAAGAACUUGGGAGAACAGUGGAUCAAUAUACAAUGGUCUAGAAUCAGGUGGAGAAUGCGGUGUACCAGCUGAAACAUUAUACUAUGUUCCUGCAGAAAAUAGAGCUAAGUUCUGGUAUGCAGAUGAUUAUGGCACGUUUCACUUCUGUAUAAUAGACACUGAGCAUGACUGGAGAGAGGGAUCUGAACAAUACAAGUGCAUCGAGCAAUGUUUUGCAUCAGCCAAUAGACAUAAACAACCUUGGUUGAUUUUCUCUGCUCAUCAUGUUCUUGGUUACUCGUCUAAUGACUGGUAUGCUAAGGAAGGCUCAUUUGAAGAGCCCAUGGGAAGAGAGCAUUUGCAAAAGCUCUGACAAAAGUAUAAGG